This is a messenger RNA of Ceratitis capitata (Mediterranean fruit fly), 686 nucleotides long. RefSeq names its product NADH dehydrogenase [ubiquinone] 1 subunit C2 (gene ND-B14.5B). NCBI's taxonomy places the organism in Eukaryota, Metazoa, Arthropoda, Insecta, Diptera, Tephritidae. The transcript is spliced from 3 exons. The record is from RefSeq and is a predicted model, not a curated record. Gene Ontology annotation, cellular component: mitochondrial inner membrane. Gene Ontology annotation, biological process: mitochondrial electron transport, NADH to ubiquinone. Bases 169 to 519 code for a protein of 116 amino acids.
UAGCAAAUUAGCCCGAAAUUUUUUAAAUAAAUUCUUCAUCAUUCACUUUUACCACCAGGUGGCAGCGUUUGCAAACAGCUGAUUGUCACUUUGACAUUUGCGAUAGCUUGUGUGUUUUUUUGGUCGUGCUUUGAUUGGGAAUUGUGUUGCUGGUGCAUGAAUUAAAAUAUGUCGAACGUAAUUGAUCCAAUAAAACUCCUUACGGAUAAAGGAGAACGGCAACCGUCGUACAUGAGCAAUAAAUUCAAUCCAGUCAUUUGUUCAAUUCUUGGCUUUGGCUGUGCAGUGUUCAUGAAUUUUGGCUUGAGAAAGCCGCCGUUCUCUGGUAUACAAAAUCAUGCAAUCUUCACACUCAUUGGGGGUGGCCUAGGUGUAUUCUUUGAUCAGAAAAGAGAAGAGUAUCUUGCUAAACGUGACGCCGUAUUGAGGCAUUACAUUGAACUUCAUCCAGAAGAUUUUCCAGUCAAGGAACGCAAGAAGUACGGUGAUAUUUUGGAGCCUUGGGUGCCCAUUCGUUAAGGAUCACACUAAGAUGUUGCUGUAUCAGUGAUAAAUGCAAUCACUACCAAAACUGCUUAGAAAAUUAAUUGUAUAAAACAAUAUAAGCUAAUAAUUAGAGUGCAAAAACGGAAAAUGAAUAAAAAUCGUUCGAUACCGUGGUUCGGUAAAGAAAGGUUUUCAGAGUA